AUGCUGUGGACAGCCGCCGCGUGCCUCCUGUGGGGGGCCUCGUGGACCACAGGGGCCCCCGCCGCCCACCCCGGGCGCAAGGUCCUGCUGGUGUCUUUCGAUGGUUUCCGCUGGGAUUACGACCGCGACGUGGACACGCCGAACCUGGACCGCAUGGCCCGCGACGGCGUCAAGGCCGACUACGUGACGCCGCCUUAUCUUACCAUCACCAGCCCCACGCACUUCACGCUCCUCACCGGUCGCUACAUUGAGAACCACGGCGUGAUCCACAACAUGUGGUUCAACACCAGCAGCACGGAGAAGAAGCCGUACUACCAAACGCAGUUUGUCAACGAGUGGUGGGACAACGGCACGCUGCCCAUCUGGAUCACGGCGCAGAAACAGGGCCUGAAGUCGGGUUCUCUUCACUUCCCCGGCACGGCGUCCAGCUACCAGGGCCAGACGGCGACGGUGCGAGAGGUCGAGCCGCUGCUCUACAACUACAAGAACGAGACGGCGUGGCGCCAGAACGCCGACAAGGUGAUGGGCUGGUUCCGCGACCAGGAUCUGGACUUCGUGUCGCUGUACUUCGGCGAGCCGGACGGCACGGGGCACCGCUACGGCCCGGACUCCCCUCAACGUCGGGACAUGGUUCGGCAGGUGGACCGGACCGUGGGCUACAUCCGACGAUCGGCCGAGAACCACGGACUGAGCGACGUCUUGAACGUCAUCAUCACCUCCGACCACGGUAUGACCGCCGUGUACCGGAACGGAUUGGUGGAGGAAAUCACGCUUUCCGAGAUCUCGGGGUUCUCCUUCCGGGACGUGUCCUUCCACCUGGUGGACUUCGGGCCUUCGGGGAUGCUGCUGCCCAAACCGGGUAAGCUGGAGAAGGUAUACCGGGCCCUGAAGGGGGCGCACCCACACCUUCACGUCUACAAGAAGGAGGAGAUGCCCGAGCAUCUCCACUUUGCCAACAACCAGCGCAUCCUGCCCAUCGUUCUGCUGGCCGACGCCGGAUACGUCAUCAAUGGGUAUUUCCCCGUCCAGUUCAACAAGGGCGAGCACGGCUUCGACAACCACGAGAUGGACAUGAAGGCCUUCUUCAGGGCGGCGGGGCCGGCGUUCCGCAAGGACCUGAAGGUGGGCCCCUUCGAGACGGUCCACAUCUACCCGCUCAUGUGCCACAUUCUGGGCAUCCGACCCGAGGUCAACGACGGGCGCCUGAACGCUACGAGGGACAUGCUGGUCAGCCACGCCCCGGAGAAGGACGAAGGCAAGCGCGCAAACCCGGUUGUGAACGCCGUGACCGGCUUGGCUGCGACAGCUGGAUUUCUCCUGGCGCUUUUUGUCAUGGUCGUGACUCACAAAAUGCUCACUGACAGACGACGAGGAAGGUAA
Phycodurus eques (leafy seadragon) is the source of this 1380-nucleotide messenger RNA. RefSeq names its product ectonucleotide pyrophosphatase/phosphodiesterase family member 7-like. The transcript is spliced from 5 exons. The record is from RefSeq and is a predicted model, not a curated record. Bases 1 to 1380 code for a protein of 459 amino acids. NCBI's taxonomy places the organism in Eukaryota, Metazoa, Chordata, Actinopteri, Syngnathiformes, Syngnathidae.